Messenger RNA from Vitrella brassicaformis, 626 nucleotides. Lineage: Eukaryota; Vitrellaceae. The record is from the annotation of a GenBank genome assembly.
AUGGAUGCGAAGUGGCAGCAGAGCGCCUUCUUUCUCUUUGGCAUCGUUCUCCCUGGUCGGACAAUUGAAAGAUCACGACUCACGAGCGCAUGCUUCUGAUCUUCUUGCUGGAGUUCUCUCGUUCUUCAGGAUGUUUCCUCUAUGCGUGGAGGGCCUUUAUCUUCUACAAGAUCGGCUCUUCCCUCAAGGAUAUCGGAAAUGACGCCACAAUCGUUCAUCAGAUCAACGUAAGUCGGGCGGGUGAGCGGAAGGGCAAACACAGAUCCAUCCAUGUCGUUCGCUGUGCUGCAUGCAGGAGGUGCGCAUCCCAUCAGAGCAAGCAGCGAGUGGCAUGACUUCUUGUUUUGUAGGGCAUUCGUGACUUUACCCACAACGACCCCAGGAAGACAUACCAGCCGCCGCCUCGAAAGGAGCCGACACACGUGCCGAGGUUCCUCGCUUUGGGCUGCAUUGGGGCACUGCUGAUAUGUGCAAAGCAAUUCAUGCGAUUUCCUGGUCAGUCAACAAAACAAGUGACUGACUGACUGACAAACGAGAGAUUUGGUGACGGCGUGUUGGUGUCUGUGUUUUCAGCGAGCAAGCGAAAGCAAAUUGUCGAGAGAGUCUGGAAGAGCCGGCGGAAGUGA